AAUAGCUCUAACCUUGCAACGGCGGCCGCCUUGUAAUGGUGGCCAACGAGUCACCCGGAUCACAGAAAAAUGGCCUGUGCCGCCUACAUCUGCCACCAAAACUCACGCCAUUUAUUCUGUCACCCAGUGCGAGCCUGGCAGCCUAUGCGGGCCUCAGAAGCCUCUGGUCGCUGAUGUCGUGAUUCGUUGCAUCGGGUGUAGCUUGGCAUACCCCGGAACAGGCCCAUAGAUAACAUGCCGGCCUGCAGUGGGUUGGUACUUCAUGUCGGUCGACAUUUCUGGCCUUGUGUCUUGGCCUCUUUGCUGACCACCGGGUCUCCCUUUCCUGCUCAAUCCUCCACAUCUGCCCCUUUCUUUAACCUUGUAGAUACAAUCGACUUCGAAAUUGUUCCAGACCGUUAUCCUGGUGCGUCAGGCCAAGAGACAAUGAUGGACCCAUCUGCCAAGAAGGUACUCGCGGACGUCCCCAUACUAUUUCGCAAGAAAAGGAGAUACCGACAGCAGCAGCUACUGCAAGCGCUUCGCGUUGUAUUUGCGAUUGAGAGCUGAUUAUGGAUUCCCUUCAGUGACACUAUCAGCUUUUUCAUCAGUACUUAUGGCUCGUGAUAAGCCCAGUCAAAAAGUGGACACGGACAUGCCCACGCUCGGGAAAACAACGUGGUCUGUCUCGUAGGGGACAUUUCCCCUCCGUUCCUGGCAUGCUUCGCCCGCUAUGCAUCUAAGAGCUCUGCAAAAUGGUCGCUUGGUAGUCAAAGGCCUGUACUGGGUCAUGUUUCCCUCUCUCUCUCUCUCUCUCUUUUUCUUUUUUUUUCUUUUUCUUCAAUGGUUACUGAAAUGUCUCAUCACCCUCUUCCUCAAC
Molecule: messenger RNA, 859 nt
Organism: Colletotrichum acutatum
Lineage: Eukaryota; Fungi; Ascomycota; Sordariomycetes; Glomerellales; Glomerellaceae
Exons: 2
Coding region: 235-549 (104 amino acids)
Source: RefSeq, a predicted model, not a curated record